Messenger RNA from Coccinella septempunctata (seven-spotted ladybird), 26502 nucleotides. RefSeq lists its product as uncharacterized. The record is from RefSeq and is a predicted model, not a curated record. Bases 351 to 25901 code for a protein of 8516 amino acids. Gene Ontology annotation, molecular function: calcium ion binding; structural molecule activity; microtubule binding. Gene Ontology annotation, biological process: intermediate filament cytoskeleton organization; wound healing. Gene Ontology annotation, cellular component: intermediate filament; cytoplasm; cytoskeleton. The transcript has 40 exons. Lineage: Eukaryota; Metazoa; Arthropoda; Insecta; Coleoptera; Coccinellidae.
GUGACUAGUCCUCCGCUAACGUCAACGUAGCGAGCAUGUCGUCCGGCUUUUACUACGUGGGCAUAAUGGUGUGUGUGUAGAAACGCCGCUAGAAACGCGCGUGAUGGAUUAAACAAAGUGUCAGGAAGGCGUACGAAACGAACAAGGAACGAAAAAUACGAAAAACUAACCGAAAAAAAUCACUCGAGAUACCUGGCGAUAUCUCGAAAAAAAAAUCCGAUAAGAAACUGUCUUACUAAUCUGCCGCUGAAACGGAAUAAUCGACUCGAGUGCAACAAACGGACUGUGAACCAGGCGAGAUACGAAAAACCGCAAGUGUCAUUUAUGUGAAGUGCCAAAGUUGGGAAAAAAUGUCGACGCAGGCCUACUACAAGGACAGAUUGGGGUUCGAUCCCAGGGAGGCGAUGUACGAGGGUCCUCAGGAGAAAUACAGGAGGACAGGCCCUUCCGACAGCAAUAAACCCCAUGGUUAUGAGGAGAACUUGACCAAGUUCAAAGGUACUAUAUGGGAUUGCUUUAUAGAGAGUACUUCAGAUGAAAGAGACGCUGUGCAGAAGAAAACGUUCACGAAAUGGGUCAACAAACAUCUAAAAAAGAAUUACACCUGUCUUCACGUAUGUGUAACAGUUAACAAUAUUCCAUGUUGUCCACCGUCUGCAAACCGUCAAAUUCGGGAUCUUUUCGAAGAUCUGAGAGAUGGACACAAUCUCAUUUCUCUCUUGGAAGUUCUCACUGGCGAACAACUUCCGAGAGAGAGAGGACAAAUGCGCUUUCACAUGCUUCACAACAUAGACACAGCCCUACAUUUUCUUCAUUGUAAAAAAAUCAAAUUGGUGAACAUACGAUCGGAGGACAUAGUAGAUGGGAACCCCAAACUAACACUGGGACUUAUAUGGACCAUCAUCCUACAUUUCCAGAUAUCCGACAUAGUCGUCGGUCAAGAACCCAACGUUUCGGCCAAGGACUACCUCCUCAGGUGGGCCAAACGCACCGUCCACAAAUACCCCGGCGUCCACAUAACCGACUUCUCCAAGUCCUGGAGGGACGGCAUGGCGUUCAGCGCCAUCGUGCACAGGAACAGACCGGACCUCAUCGACUGGAGGACGGUCAAGAACCAGAGGGCCAGGGAACGUAUGGAGACGGCCUUCUACGUCGUCGAGAAAGAGUACGGCGUCACCAGGCUGCUCGAUCCAGAAGAUGUUGACACUCAUGAACCGGAUGAGAAGUCACUCAUCACCUACAUAUCCUCCCUGCACGAGGUCUUCCCCGAACCGCCGGCCAUACACCCCCUGUUCGACUCGCUGGCCCAACAGAGGGUGCAAGAAUACCGAGAACUGGCCUCCUCCCUCCACAUAUGGAUAAGGGAGAAGUACAGCCUGAUGCAGGACAGGUCGUUCCCCGCCACCCUGAUCGAGAUGAAGAAGCUGGCCACCGAAUCCAACAGGUUCAGGACCGACGAGAUUCCGCCCAGACAGAGGGACAAGAACUACCUCAGUCAGAUGUACAGGGACCUGGAGAAGUACUUCAAGUCGAUCGGGGAGGUGGACGUCGAGCCGGAGCUGAGGAUAGACAGCAUCGACAGGAGCUGGCAGAAGCUGAUGGUCGCCUAUCAAGACAGGGAUAGGUUCAUCAUGGAGGAGAUCAAGAGGUUGGAGAAGCUGCAGAGGCUUGCUGAGAAAGUACACAGAGAAAUAAAACAGACCGACUCGGCCCUGGACUCGAUCGAGCACAGCAUCGACGUCGAGUCGCGUAGGAUCGAACGGCUGCAUCCCCUUGAGGCGAAGAAGAUCGCCGAUCAGCUGGACCAGGACCUCGCCAUCACCGAACAGAACAUCCAGUCCCUGAAGACGGACGUGAACACGCUGCGAAACGGGCGUUACUCCCAGGCCGGCGAUCUGGACAAACGCGUCAACAAGCUGCACGAGAAAUGGGUGAACAUCAGGCGUCUGUUGCACAACAAGAUACUGCAACCGCUGGCCAAUCUCAGCUUUCCCGUGGAGGAGAGGACCAUCACCAAGCACGUGCGCACCGUUCAGGAGACCAGGAACGUGGACACGAACCCGCACUUCGUUACCCUACAGGAGCACAUCGAGUGGUGCAAGAAGAAACUGAAACAACUGAAAAAGGCCGACUACGGAAACGACCUCCCGUCCGUCCAGACCGAACGCGACCUCCACCAGAAAGAACACAGACAGAUAGAUCAGUUCCACUCCAAAGUGGAGUCUUGCGUGAAGGCGAGGUCCUAUUUCGCAGGGGAGGAACUGACGCUGUACAAUCAGCAUCUGGGACAGCUGCAGAAGAUCUACGCGGAACUGUUGUCGUUCUCCACCGGCAGAAUGAACGAUCUAGAAACGCUGCUCGACUUCAUCCAGUCCGCCACCAAGGAGUUGCAAUGGCUCAACGAGAAGGAAGAAGAGGAGAUCACCAGGGAUUGGAGCGACACUAAGAUGAACGUGAAUUCGAUCGAGAAACAUUUCGAGCGUCUGAUGAGCGAGUUCGAAAAACGAGAAAUUCAACUGAGCGCCGUCCAAGAAAGGGGCGAGAUUCUGGUCCUCCAGAAUCAUCCGGGAUCCAAGGCGAUAGAAGCCUACAUGGCGGGGAUGCAAGCGCAAUGGGCGUGGCUCCUACAGCUCACCCAUUGCCUGGAGACGCACCUCCAGAACACGAGGCAGUACCAGCAAUUCUUCCAAGAUGUUUCCACGGCCGAGGAAUGGCUGAAAGAAAAAGACGAGAUCAUGAACACCGAGUUCAGUCAGGGAGACUUCAGCUUAGACGCCGGAGAGCGACUGCUUCAGGGAAUGCAAGCCCUGAGGGACGAGCUGAACACUUUCGGCGACCAAGUUCAAGCCUUGACGGCCAGGGCUCAAGAAAUAGUGCCUUUGAAACAGAGAAGGCAACCGGUCACGAGGCCUCUAACCGUUACCGCCAUCUGCAAUUACAAACAAAACAAUUUUGCAAUUGAAAAGAACAAAGAGUGCACCCUCUUGGACAAUUCCGGUCGACUGAAAUGGAGAGUGCACAACGAUAAAGGGGUCGAGUGUCAAGUACCAGGUGUCUGCUUCGUCAUUCCUCCUCCGGACAAAGAAGCAUUGGAUGCUGCAGAUCGUCUCAGGAGACAGUACGAUAGAUCCAUCUCCUUGUGGCAGAAGAAACAGUUGAGGAUGCGACAGAACAUGAUUUUCGCUACCAUCAAGGUCGUCAAGGGUUGGGACCUACCACAGUUCAUCGCGAUUGGAGCAGAACAGAGAAACGCCAUAAGGAAAGCGUUGAACGAAGACGCCGACAAGCUGAUGGCCGAAGGAGAUCCAUCCGAUCCUCAGUUACGAAGAUUGAGAAGGGAGAUGGACGAAGUCAACAGGCUGUUCGAUGAGUUUGAAAAGAGGGCCAGAGCCGAAGAGGAGAGCAAAAACCAGACCAGGGUCUUCAACAACCAGAUAGCAUCCCUCCAGAUAUCCCUGGACGAAUUCGAGAGGAUCAUCAAUCAAAGGGUACUCUCCCCCCUACCCAGAGACCUAGACACGUUACAACAUCUGGUGUUGGAACACAAGGAAUUCGAGUCCAGGUUGCAGAACGUCGAACCGGAGAUCGAACAGUGCAAAGAUACCUUCCGAAGCAUCACCCUGAAGACGCCGCAGCACAAGAAAGACCUCGAGAAGGUGCUCGACAAGUGGAAGUACAUCUGGAACACCAGCAACCUGUACAUCGAACGUUUGAAAUGCAUAGAGAUCGUCCUGGUCGGCAUGGAAGACUCCUCCCUGGUCAUAUCCGAGUUCGAGACCAAGCUGGCCAUGUUCGAGGAACUGCCCGGCACCGCCAAGGGUCUGGAGGGCGUUCACGACGACCUAUUGAAGCUCCAGUCCGCAGUCGGGCAGCAGCAGAUCGCGAUGGAUCAGCUAAACGACGAUUUCGACAACACCAAGAGGUUGACGGAGAAGUCCAGGCCGAACCAGAGGGGUCCGCACGCGGACGUCGAGAGGCUGGACAAGGAGGUGCAGAAACUGAACAGUAGAUGGGGCAACGUCUGCACCCAGCUCGCCGAUCGUUUGAGGGGCUGCGAACAGGCCUACAAUCUGUUGAAGAACUACAAGACUGCUAAGGCCGGUGAGGAUUCCUGGCUGGAUGAGCAGUACGGGAGACUGGAAAAUCUGCAGCCUCUCAAGGAGCGGGCCAAGGACAAUUUGGAAUCGACCAAGAACUUACUCAACAGCGUUGUAGAAAGAGCACCGAUAAUCGAACAAGUUAACGUUAACGGUGGUAGAUAUAUCAGAGAAGGAAAGAUAUGGAGCAAGGGACUGCAGAAGUUCCGGGAGGGUCUCCUGGAAGACCAGCCCUCGUUGGACGUCAACGACGUCUUCAGGAAUCAGAAAUCCAAGGCUGUCGGCGGAGCGGACCAGAUCGCCCAGGAGUUGGACGAGCUGAACGCGAGGUACCAGUACUUGGUCGAUCAACUUUACGGGAGGAUGAAAGAGAUAGCGGCCAGGUGUCCCGGUGAUAUUGUCACGUUGAGACUGGUUGAGCAGAUGCAACCGCAACAAUUCAGAACCUUCAGAUCAGAAUUUCACAUGAGCAGCGCUAGUGAGCUAACAUCUACGUACACAACCACAACUCACUACAGCCAACAGUACGUCAAGACGAGGACGACAGAAAACGGCACAACCCAAAACCACGGAAAAGACGAGAGAGACGAAAUAACCAACGGCAGACCUCCAGACAAAUACACGACGAGAACUCAGAUAAUCCAAGAGCCCCAAAAAUGGACCACGAACGCCUCCCUCAAACGACACCACAAGAUCAACGACUACAUCCUAGUGGACGGCAUAUCGGAGGUGCAGGGCAUCAUAAACCCGCACACGAACGAGAUAAUGACCGUGCGCGAAGCCAUCAUAUCCAGAAUCCUGGACGUCAGAACCGGCAGAUUGUUGACGGCCGACGGGACGCAGAUAAGCAUCGACGAAGCGGCCGGCAGGGGGCUCAUAGAUCCGGUCAUAGCCUCGAGGCUUCAGAACCCGUGCGGCAUAGUGGAAGAAGACAGGGAACUGACCCUGUUGGAAGCCAUCCAGCGACAGAUAUACGAGGCGGAACAGGGUUUCCUGGAUCCGUCGGAGAAGAGACUAAAGGUAAAUUCCUCCACCAUAAACCAGGCUAUCGACGAGGGUAGGGUGGACGUGAACGCCGGUACCUACACCGUCGAAACCGGGGAGGUUAUCGAUCUGCGGGAGGCCUACAGGAGGGGCUAUCUGCUGCAACACACCGAGGUCAAACUGCAGACCGGAGCGGUGUCCCUUUCCGACGCGGUCAAUCAGGGUCUGGUCGACGAAAAAACGGGUUGGAUCGUGGAUCGUAACACGGGCAACAAAUACCAAAUCGACGCGGCCGUCAAGACGAACGUGGUCGACGGCGACGUCAGGGAGAUCGUGGAUCCGGUACGCGACACCAAGGUGACCGUCUUAGAGGCCAUCGAGAAGGGCUUGAUCAAUCCGAAGCUCGGGAAAUACAUUCUACACCACGAGAAACUCCCUUUUAUAGAGGCGAAACGUCGUCAACUCAUCGUCAAACCGAAGACGUUAUCCGAACUCGUGGACGAUAAUCUCGUGGACGAGACCGGUAAAAUCCUGUCCCCUCUGCACCAGACCAAACUUUCCAUCCUGGAAGCCGUGUCCAGGGGCGUCUUGGACGUGGAUCAGAUCAGGUGCAUCCUGGACUUUCGCACCAACGACCUGGUGACACUCGGCGACGCCUUACGCGAGGGCAUCAUAACCCCCGACGGUCAUUUCCGCAACUCGGUAACCAACGAGAACAUCUCGAUCAAGGAGGCGGUGCACAGGGGUUACAUCAUCGCGGUCGUGAAAAAAUCGAUAUUCGACGUCGACGGUUUUCAACCGCCGGACAAGUCGGAUCAUAUAAGCUUCAACGCGGCGAGCAACAAGGGUUUCGUCAGCAAGAAGAACGGGGGUAGUCUGCUGGUCAAUCCGAAGACGGGGAAAUUGGUACCGUUUUCCGAGGGGGUGGGGUCGGGGUCCGUAAAACCCGAAGUUUACGAGAUGCUCACUAGGGGUAUAGGGAUUUACGAGGGUGGUCGCGAGUUGUCGGUGUUAGACGCCGUGUUUCGCGGUUACAUCGACCCGAAGAACGGUAAUCUGGUCGACGUGCAACAGGGUAAAGUGGUCUAUUUGAACGAGGCUAUCGCUCAGCAUCUGAUAACGCCGGAAGGCGCCGCCAUGCUCAAUAGUCUGUUGAAUCUCACCGUUUCCACCAAGAUAACCCUAAGGUUAGUCCAGCGUUACGUGACGGUCACCAAGAAAAACAUCGAACACCAACAGUUCACCUACACCGAGGCCCUCAGACAGGGCCUCAUCGACAACGAGAAUCAGAUUUUCAUAAAUCCGGUAAAUAACGAAGCCAUUCCAAUCGUUCAGGCCAUAAGCGACGGUCUUCUGGCGCCCGAUUCCGACAGUUCCGAAAAGGUUUUCGUCAACAUAACUUCGUCACAUUCCAUACCAGAUAACGCGGUGUCCGCGAGAGAUUCCAACGCGAAAAACCAAACCAAAGACUUCGCGGCGUCCCAAAAACUAACCAGCGCCUUGGAAAGGCACGUUUACGAACUGCCAAAAGAGGGAUGGACGCUGGCCGACGCCAUAAACAGGAAGUUGUUCGAUCCGGUCACCGGGAUGUUCGUGAUCCCCGGCACCGACAGGCAGGCCAGUUUCCAGGAAUGCGUAGAGCUCAAGAUCAUCGAUCCGAAUUCCGCGGUCGUGGUUGAACCCAACACGAAGAGGAAGAUCAGUCUGGCCAGGAGUUUAGAGAAGAAGAUCCUGGACGGUACGGGUCGUUACUACGUCGAUAACAGACCGAUAACCAUGGAGGAAGCGAUCGGUAAAAGUUACGUCUUGUUAGAGACGGCCGUCGUGACCGUCCCGUCCAACCAGAGAACGAUCCAAGUGACUAAGAUCCAGGGUAAACCGGAUAAAAUCGAAAUUUCUUCCCCUUCGUCCGUGAAAACUUUCGAAACGGAGAUGCAGAUCGAUAUUACCGAAGAUGAACUACUCGAAGCCAUCGAGAAGGGUGAAGUGCCACCCGAAAACGUAAACAUCGAAGAUCUCACCACGGGGGAGAAAAUAUCGAUGGUAGAGGCCAGACGAAGGGGUAUAAUCGACCAAGAGAAACGUUAUCGUGACUCGGCCGGUCGUAAAAUCCCACUGGCGGACGCUUUGAAACUCGGAGCGAUCGCCAUAGCAGCCGUUCCAUACGCCGCUACGAAAAUCGUUAAAGCAAUGAUCUCCGAUCCUAAAACGGGACGAGAGAUCCCUAUGGAGCAAGCUUUGAAGGAAGGAAUUAUCGACGAAACUACCUUCAAUAAGUUACAGAGUCGAGCUUUCAUCGAAGACGCAAACACCUCGCCUAUAGAACUCAGGGAAGCCAAAUCAACCACAACAUCACACACAACAAUAGUCUAUCCUCAGAGGGUAAUAAACUCAACAGUGAUCCACAUCACAGACCCAACCACUGGCGCAGUUUAUACAGCUGAAGACGCGCUACAAAAAGGUUUGGUAACGCAGAAACAGUUAUCGGACAUGAUGGAGACUAAGAACGCGCCUUCCGACGUCAACAUCCAGAUCACAGAUGCCACCACAGGUAUCACUUACGACGAGAACGAAGCCUUGAAGAGGAAAUUGAUAACGCCUGAGAAAUUGGAGGAGAUAAAGAAGGAUCCCAACGGAGCCAUAAUCGAUACCGACCACUCUAUAACCUUGACCAAAUCUUCCUCCACCCUGUCUAGCACCUUAUCGACCACUUCGACCGUUUACAUCAAAGAUCCCAAGACCGGAGUCACGUACACCAGCGAAGAAGCCUUAAACAAAGGUUUGGUAACGCCCGAAAAACUCAAAGAAAUGACUUCCGAAUUACUACCGGAAUCGGUCGUUGAAGGAACCUCCAAACCAAAAAUUCUGAGUACCACGACCAUCCGAUUUGACAGCGACGAAGAAAUGUCCGAAGCGGACAAAACCAGAGCUCGGAUCACCACCGAACCAACGUACCAAGUCAAGAUCGGUCGCGCCAAAUCUCUCAGUCCGGAACGCGAGGCCAAACGCGUGGUUCUGCAAAAACUCAGGAGGAAACUGGUAUCUCCGGACGACGCUCAAAAGAGAGGCAUCAUCGACGAGGAAACCGCGUCCAUAUUGAACGACAAAGACACCUUCACGUCUCCGAAAGGGGAGGAUCUAACCUUGCAGGAGGCGAUCGAAUCCGAAAACAUCGAUCCCAACAAGGGUAAGAUCAUAGAUCCGCAACGCGGCGACCAGUUGACCAUCGGCGACGCGAUACAGAGGGGUAUCUUAGACCCGGACGGCUCCAACGAACUCCUCUUCCCGUUGAAUCGAAGCCUCUCGAUACCGGAAUUGGUCAAACAGGGCCUGUUGGACCCGGACAGUCAGAGAGUCGUCCACCCUGAAACCGGUACUUGUCUGACCAUCAGCGAGGCCAUUAUCUGUGAUAUCGUAGAUCCCUUAAGUAAAAUGACUGAAACUGGCGGAGAGAAGAUUACGCUCGGAAAGGCUCUAGAGCGUGGAGUUAUAGACGACGAUAGAUCCACGGUCAAGACCGCCAAGGGCGAGUUGGAUCUUCAGCAGGCUGUGAAAGAAGAUAUAUUCGAUACGUCCAUUGCUAAGAGUCCCGAAAACAUUCCACCGGCCGGUAUGACAUUCCCCGUAGCUUUAAAAAGAGGCCUGGUCGACACGGAAAAGAAGGAGAUCAAGCAUCCCCUCACCAAUGAGAAGAUCCCGUUGAAAGACGCGAUCCAAGACAAUUUCAUAAUGAGUCUACCUUUCCCAACGGACCCAGAGUGUGUAAAUAUCGACGACGCCCUAGAGAACCAUCUGAUAGACGAAAACAACGGUACUUUCAAAAAUUCGAAAACUGGAGAAACUAUCCCCGUAUCCGAAGCCCUGGAAUCUGGAUUAUUAACCAUGAAAGAUCCAGCGGAUUUCGUAAACUUCGACAGUUCCCAACCGAUAACCACCAUAACGGAAACGAACAAUACUAUCCAUAGAGUGACGACUAGAACCAUCGAGCUGCAGGCCGGUUAUGCGCUCUUGAACAUAAACGAAGUCCAAAACCUCGAGACGCUUGAAAUAAUAUCAGUGGAAGAGGCCAGACUCAGAGGAGUUAUAGUGAAAGAAGACGAGGUAGAAAAUACGACAGUAAUCAAGGACAAGACCCUAUCCUUCUCGGAGGCUCUGAACAAGGGCUUAGUAGACAUGAAAUCAGGAACUUUCCUCGAUCCUAAAACGGGAGAAAAAGUUCCUAUCAAGGACGCGUUGAAGAUAGGAACCCUUUCAGCAACACCUGUAACUGACGAAGUACAAAGAAAUCAAUCCGAAACGGCUGAAUUGAACAUAGCCGAGGCUUUCACCCAAAUAUACGACGAAAAAACGGAUUCUUUCAAGGAUCCAAGCGAUCCUAACGUAAAACUAACAUUCGAGGAAGCCGUCCAAAAAGAAAUCAUAGAUCCCAAUUCGAUAAUUUACGAUGUGGAGUCGCAAAAACCGGUGACGAUCGAGAAGGCAAUGGAAGAAGGUCUUAUAGAUCCCAAGAGCGGACAGAUCGUCGACAAUAAAUCCGGCAACAAGGUUAAUUUCAAGGAAGCGACGAAGAUCGGUCUUAUCGCCGUCUUGGGAGGCGUAGCAUUACCUUUGGUGGCUGUAGGUUUGGCCGGAGCAUCUGCCGUUGAAGGAAUCAAGAAGUUAUCCAGCAAGAAGGAAAAAGUCUCGGAGACCAAAACGGUGACGGUGACUACAACGGAAUCUAGGGUUAUAACAACCGCCUCUUCCACCGAAACGACACCUCAUUCUUCCAAAGUCGAAAUAACGAUAACCGGCAAACUGCCUGCACACCAAGAAACUGAAGCUACUGACGAACCGGAUCGGGCUAAGAUCGAAGAGAUCAUUGAGAGGGUGAACGUCGAGGAAAAACCAAAAGUGGAAUUUGCCAACAUAGAGGUUAUAGCUCCAGAGACAACGAUUAGAGAAGCAAUCGAAUCCAAGCAGAUAACCCCCAGGAAAUGUAAGAUCAUUUUCCAAGGCGACGAAUUGAAUUACGACGUCCAAGAAGGAAUCGAUGAUAACCUACUCACCCCCAAUCACAAAAUACAAGUUAUCUCCAAGAAUAAAGUGAACUUGUUAGACGAACCCGUCAGGUUCACCCUAACCAUUUCACGCAGCAUAACGCCCCAAUACUUGGCCGAAUUGGGCUAUUACGACACGAGAUCAAGACACUUCACUGAUCUGAACGGAGCCCACAUCACGUUCGAGACCUUAAUUUACGACCUGGACCUAUUCGAUCCCGAUUCUAUAUUAGUCAAGGAUUCCACGAGGAAACCUCACCAAUACAUCACGCUUCAAGAAGCCCUACGAAGACCCUUAAUCGAUAAAAACACAGGCCAUAUGGUCGAUCCAAAAACUGGAAAACGGGUUCCCUUCUUCGAGGCUGUCAAGCUUCGUUGGAUCAUCCACGUCGACGACAAACCCAAAACGAAAUACCAACCGAUAAGCCUCGAGGAGAUAGCCAAAACUGACGAGUUCGAUCCAGUUAACGUCGAGGUCAAAUUGCACGACAGCAACGAGAGCGUACCUCUGAUCAAAGCCUUGACUUCUAACAUCGUCGACCCGAAAUCGGUGACCAUCAGAGAUCCCAAGAACAUGCAACUGGUACCUUACUACGAAGCCGUGGAUAGAUCCAUAGUGGACCCGAGAAGGGGACUGGUGAUCAAUACCGCCACCCAGAAGACGAUGAAUUUCCCCGAAGCCUUUCACCGGGGCUUCGUCCUGGCCUUACCUAGACCUAUUUCCCUCCAAGCAGUCGUCCAUAAAGGACUGUAUGACGAGGAAAGUGGCAAAAUCAAAGAUCCUCUCACGAAACAGUUACUCCCGGUUGCCGAAGCUAUAGAAAGGCAGAUAAUCGACGGAAGAAUCAGCGAGGUUAAAGAUGUUAAAGCAGACACGUUCGUACCUUUGAACGAAGCGCUCAAAAUUAACUUGAUCGAAGAUGGAAGAUUCAAAGAUAACAAGAACAACAAGUUAAUGCCUCUCAACCAAGCGGUACAAUUGAACUUGAUACAGACCAAACCCAUAGUUUUCAGUCUUCUUCAGAUCAUCCUCAUGAAUUACUACGGACCACGCAACGGACAAAUCUUGAAUCCCAUCACUGGCGAUGAAAUAACGCUCCUUCAAGCCAUAGAAGAUAAAUUGAUCGACCCGGCUAGUACAAGGAUAAAGGACGAUAGAAGGAAGCGUAUAGUUGAGGUUAAAGAGGCUUUCCAAACGAACCUUAUCGACCCUACCAAAGGAGUACUCACAAAUCCAUUAUUGUCCUUAGAUCAGGCUUACCUGAAAGGGUACAUCUUGAGCACUGUGUUACCCUGGUCCCUCCAAGAAACUCUGGCUCAGAAGGUCUACGAUCCGCAGACCGGAAAAUUCGUUGUCGAUAACGCCAAAGUCACUUUGGUCGAGGCCAUCGAAGGUGGCGUGGUGAACCCUAGCGUGCUCACCAUAAAAGACCCGAGAUCGGGCGAUAUAAUAACUUUAAACGACGCUAUAACCCUGAGGUUGAUCGAUCCUAUCAAAGGUCAAGCGAUCGACCCAGUUACAAACACAGAGUCGAAUCUUUACGAAGCGCAGGAUCGCGGGUUGAUCGUACCUUACAGCAGUCAGAUAACUCUACCCGAGGCUGUUUUCAAAGGGUUCUACGAUCCGUCUACUGGUAAAUUCAUCGAUCCUAGAAGUAAGGAGCGUCUGAAACCCGAAAGCGCUUUCAACAGAGGCUACGUAGAUACUUCCUCGACUCUAGUCACCAUAGACGAAGAACUGGUCACCUUCGAUCAAGCUAUAGUGGACGGUUACAUAGACACCAGCGAUGGCGUCGUGAUAAGUUCCAGAAACGAGACGGUAGACUUCAACGAGGCCUUCGAACGUGGACUGUUGAUAGAAGUAACCCCGCCCGUACCUCUGAGCGAGGCUAUAUUCAAGGGGAUAUACGACGAAAAAUCCGGACUGUUCUUAGAUCCCCACACCGGAAACUACCUGACCUUGAUGGAAGCCAUCGAGAUCAACCUAAUAGACGCGGAGUCGAUAAGCGUGAAGGACACCAGAGCCGGCGUAUGGAGGAAACUUUCCCUCAUCGACGCCAUCCACAAGAAUUACGUCGACGGUAACCUGGCGCUCGUCAAAGAUUUCUCGACCAGCGAAGGUUCGGAGUACACCCUACCGAAAGCCUUCGAGUUGGGCAUAUUGAUAGAUAGCAAAGCGGCCGUCUCGAUACAGCGGGCCAUACAUCAAGGCUUAUACGACGAGAGUACCGGGAAAAUCAUAGAUCCUAGCAACGACAGAAAGAUCACGCUUCACGAGGCCAUCAGAAAAUGCAUAAUAUCCCCUCUGUUGCCCUGUUAUUUCGAUAGGAAGCAGAAUAGACUGUUGAAUUUGUCCGACGCUUGUAAACUGGGAGUCGUGGAUAAGAGAAGUGGUACCUUCAACGAUCCCGUAACGGAUAGACAGAUCAGGUUAUCGCAGGCCUUAGAAGAAGGUUUGAUCUUGGACAUCGAGAACGGCAACUUCGGGUUGUACGAAGCCAUACAGAUGGGUUUCUACGAUCCGGUAGAUAACGUUUUCCGCCAUCCGGUUUCGGGACGUAAAGUCAACCUCAAGGAAGCUUGCAACAACGAGUUCAUAAAUCCUCUGAAUUCCAUCGUUAAAAACAGCCUGGAGAAUAAGUAUGUUCGGUUACCCGAAGCCAUAGAAACUAAUAUAAUAGACGACGAAAACAACAAAUACGUGUUCCCCAACGAAAACGCCUUGAAUCUGUCGGACGCCAAAAAGAAGGGUUUGAUAGUACCGAUCGACAGGCCUGUGACUAUGGAAGAAGCGAUCCUGUGUGGUUUUUACCGUCCGGAUUCCGGAAAAUUCGCGGAUCCCCUGAAAAACGGGGAAUUUUACGAUCUGAUAGACGCUUUCAACCGCAACCUCAUAGAUCCGUACACGACCGCUCUGAUAGACAACAACUGUACCAAAUCCGUACCCAGCGCCAUACAAGAGGGUAAGAUAGACGUGUUGAAAGGUCGCGUUUUAGACUCUAAAUCGAAACUGACGUACAACUACGACGCGGCGUUCGAUAAGGGUCUCUUGGUGACCCUGGAGAAACCGCUGGAGAUCAAACAGUCGAUUUCGGAUCUCGGUAAGACGCCGACGCAACCUCGAGAAUGUACCCUGGAAGAAGCGAUGAAUUUCGAACUGUUGGAUCCUCAGAUAGCCGUCACCAAAGACGUUCAAUCGGGCGUGUUCAAGACGGUGAGCGACGCCAUAUCCGAUAAAACCUUAGACGUGACCAAGACGCUCGUGUUCGAAGCUCAGACCACCGUUCUUAAAUCUCGCGUCGUCAUUUAUUCCGAAACUAUCGUAAUCUACCUACAAGAACCGUUAGAAUUCAGACACGCGAUCGAGUUGGGUAAUUUGGACGUGAACACCGGUAAAUUCACGGAUCCGCAAUCCAACCAGGUGAUGAGUUUGAAAGAUUCGAUAACUCUCGGUUAUAUCGACCCUGAUUCCGCCGUCAUCAAGGACACGCUCAAAAAGAAACUGAUCAGACUGCCCGAGGGCUUCCGAAAGGGUCUGAUCGACUCGGAGAAAGGGAACGUUCUCGAUACUUCCACCUCUAAACUGUACUCGCUUCCCAGCGCCAUGGAUAACGGUCUGCUCAUGACACCGAGAAGAGGCUUCAGUCUCGUAGAAUCCGUGAUUUACUCCCUUUACAACCCCACAACUGGAGGCUUCACCGAUCCCUUCGUCCACGUGCCGAUAAUAGACAGAAAACGUAUAUCUCUGGCGGAGGCGAUAAGGCACAAUCUGGUCGAUCCGACCAGUACCGUUGUUAAAGAUCCCGAAAGUGGCGCUAUAGUUCCGCUCUCUGCAGCUAUAGAGAACGGCUUGGUGGACGCGCAGGAAGGCAGGAUACUGGACAAGAAUGAAAGCAAACAGGUGGACUUCACGAAGGCGCUGGAAAAGGGUUUGAUAUUACCUGCUGAACAAAGGCAAGCGGUCGAGGAGAAGUACAGACUGUGCGAUGAAACCCUGUCGAAACUCCUGCACUGGAUAGGAGAAGUGGAGGAUAGAAUAGCCUCGCAAGACGUGAUCCACGAGUUCGAGGAAGAUUUAAGGAACCAAAUCAACACGAUGAAGCACAUCAAAGACGACCUCGACCAUCACCACGUGCAAGUGACCAGCUGCAGCGACCAAGUGAGGCAGUUGGUGUUGACUGCCGGCGACGUGCUAUCCAAGAGCGAGGUGAUGGCCUUGGAGAAGAGCGGAAGAACGCUCAAGAACAGAUACGACAAAGCUGUCGAACGCAGCGACGCCUUGCUCAGGAAAAUGAUGACGUCUAGAGACGAGCUGUCCAAGUUGAAGUCGGAAAUGCAGAUCUUCUCCGACUGGCUGGCCAAGGCCAGGAGGGUUCUGGAAGAUAAAGAACGCUCCUUGACGGACUUGAAGAACCUAGAUUCCAGCGUGGAUAGCACGAAAGAAUUCGUGAGCGACGUCAUCGCUCAUCAGGCGGAUUUGAGGUUCAUAACCAUGUCCGCUCAGAAGUUCGUGGACGAGGGCAAGGAGUACCUGAAGCUACUGAACGAAUUCAGGACUUCCCUUCCUUCCAGACUACCACACGUCGAACCUCUAACGUCUCAAGAGUCUCCAGUGCGUAGCGAAGUUAGUCUGAUAACUCAGCAGUACAAGGAUCUACUGAACAGGGCGAACAACUUGUCCAACCGCAUAUCGGGUGUGGGAGGCAGACAGAGAGAUUACAGCGACGCCGUUGAGAAAGCCAGGUUGUGGUUGAGGGACGUCGAGCCUAGAGCUAUCAAGAUUCUGAACGAACCGAUCAGCGGCGAUCCUAGAUCCGUCGAAGAUCAACUCAACAACGCGAAAGCGAUGAAUAACGAGUUCGUAGCCAACGGAAGACUAAUCGAUAAUGCUAAAAUGGCCGUGAGAAGUUUGAUAUCGUCACUGGAAGGACAACUUUCACCUUCCGAACUGAACAGACUGGAACAACCAGUCGUGGAACUGCAACAGAAAUACGAUCAACUGAGCAACGCCAUCACCGAUCGCUGCCAGGAACUCGAGACGGCCCUGAUCCAAUCGCAGGGCGUGCAGGACGCCCUCGACGGCAUAAUAAACUGGCUGAAUUCCGCGGAGAGCCAGUUCAAAAACGCCCAGAAACCGGCCUCUCUCGUCAAGGAACGUCUGGACGAACAGAUACGUGAACACCGCGUCCUGCAGUCGGACAUCGACAACCACAUCUCGUCCGUCGACUCGGUCUACCUGUCCGCCAGCGAACUGAUACAUUCCACGAGCAACGCGCGCGUCGCCAAGAAGAUCGAGACGAAAUUGAACGACGUCAAGGUGCGCUUCGAGAAGCUGUUCGAUCGAUCUCAGAAGCGGGGAGAAUUCCUGGCGGAAAUCGAUCGGGACCUCACCCACUUCAACGGCCAGGUGACGCAGUUCGAUCAGUGGUACAGGGGCAUAACGGAAAUGAUCGAGUCGCGAGACUUCUCCAAGCUUCCGCACGACGAGAUCUCGAAGAGGAUGCAAGACAUCGGCGCCAACGUGGAGGACAAGCACGAGAUGUUCGAAGGCAUCGUCCACCAAGGGAAGGACCUGGUGAACAAGAGGGACGUCACUGACGUUUCCAACGUCAGAGAUAAGAUCAAACUGUUGGAGAACCAAUGGAGGGACCUGUUGAAUAUGCUGGACGACAAGCAGAAACUGUCGAAGCAACGAUCGGAACAGCUUCUCGCUUACGAGAGAUCGCGCGAAGACGUUUUCGGUUGGCUGGGUAAGAUGGAGAAUAAGGUGAAUCGUUUGGAGGUCGUCGCGAUCGACUUGGAGAUUUUGAAGAAGCAGAACGAAGAGUUGAAACCCAUCGUUAAAGAAUACAAGGACUACGCUUCAACCAUUGAAAGAGUCAACGAUGUUGGCUUGGUCUACGAAAAUCUCAUCAGAGGGGAUCAACCAGACUCUCCAACCAAACGUAAGAGUCAGUCUUACAGUCCCACGAAGAGACCAUCAUUCAACAGUGGACGAAGACAAUCGAUAGACGCAAGAUCACCGUCGCCUACAAAAGCCCUCAGUCCCCUUUCAACCGGUGGAUCAAGCGGCUUCUCUUCUCGCCGUUCCAGUCAAGACGGGUUCCACUUGGAAGAACUAUCACCGGUUCAACAGCAACUCGCAGAAAUCAACAACCGUUAUUCGAUGCUCGGCGUGAAGAUAAACGACAGACAAUCCGAAAUAGAUUCUCUAUCUGAAGAGGUCAGGAAACAUCUGGACAAUCUGAAAACUUUGAGCACGUUCCUCGACAGAGUCCAAAAGAAAUUACCCAAAGACGCCAUACCUAACACAAAGGACGAGGCCGAUAAACUGAACAGACAGAUCAAGCAAGUUCUCGAAGAGAUGUACGAAAAACAAUCCCUACUGGAUUCGACCAAGAGCCAAAUAAAAGAUUUACUACGUAGAAAACCUGGUUCCCCCGGAAGCGACACCUUGAACGACGAACUGGAAGACGUGGUCUCCCAUUGGAAGAGCCUGAGCGAUCACCUGAAAAACAAGAUCAAGUUCAUGGAGGACAUGAAAGAAUUCCACGAUACGCACGAUUCCCUCUCGGCUUGGCUCGGCGCCAAAGAAAGGAUGUUAACAGUCCUUGGCCCCAUCUCGAGCGAUUCCAGGAUGGUUCAGUCCCAAGUUCAGCAAGUUCAAGUUCUGAGAGAAGAAUUCAGGUCGCAGCAACCUCAGCUCCAACAUUUGAUAGACGUCGGCGAUUCCGUCCUAGCGUUCCUGGACGUACGUUCGCCGGACGGUCAGAGGAUCAACAAUAAACUGGCCAACAUACAGCAAAAAUGGGCCGAUCUUCUGGGAAGACUGGAAGAGAGAGCGGACUCCCUCGGAGCCGCUGCAGAUACCAGCAGGGAAUUCGACGCGCAGCUCAUAAGACUCAGAGACGCUCUACAGGGAAUUUCGGACAAUUUGGACGAGCUUCCGCUGGAUAAGGACCCGGAGGAACAGCUGAGAAAAAUCGAAAACCUCGAGAGGCAGCUCGAGGGUCAAAGACCCAUGCUGGCAGAUCUGGAAGCUGCGGGUUCUCAUCUAUGCGACGUAUUGAGCGAUCCCGCUUCUAGGGCAGAUAUUCAGGGUAAACUGGCGUCGAUCAGCAGACAAUUCAACGCCUUGCAGAAGAAACUGGACCACAAGAAGGCUGAACUCGAAGGGUCCCUUCGCGACGGAAGACAGUUUGAAGCUUCGUGCGCUAAAACGCUCGGAUGGUUAUCCGAUGAACUGGGCUCUCUCACUGAAAGAUUGUUGAUUUCCGCCGAUCGCGUGGUGUUGGACCAACAGUUAGCCCAUCACGAACCCAUAUACAGAGAUGUCCUGGCCAGAGAACACGAAGUAAUAAUGUUAUUGAACAAAGGUCGAGACAUCCUAGGACGCGGAAACAAAACCGACACGCGACCACUACAGCGUGAAAUGGAUAAAAUCCAACAGCACUGGGAUAAACUGAGAAAAGAAGCCGUAGAUCGUCAGACUAGACUUCAAACUUGUAAAGAACAUUGCCGCAAGUACUAUCGUACCUUAGAAAAUUUCCUACCGUGGUUGCGACAGGCUGAGGACAAAUUGGACAGUCUGAAACCGUCGUCGUUCCACAGGAAACACAUAGAGAAACAACUCAAGGAGCUUCAAGUUUUCCGUAACGAAGUCUGGAAGAAAUCCGGAGAAUAUGAAAAUACCAAGGUCUUGGGCGACACUUUCCUAUCCGCCUGCGAUAUCGACAAAGACAUCGUUAAGAACGAAAUCGCGGACCUCAAAGAGCGUUGGGAAAAACUGAACAAUGAGCUUAUCCAACGUACGCAAGCUCUCGAGGAUCAGUCCAGAAAAUUGAUAGACUUCAACGAGAACCUGAGAGAUUUCCAACACGGCUUAGAGAGAUGCGAGGAUAAGUUAGCCUCUCACGACGCCUUGGGAGGUGCCGCGAAAGAUCCCAAACUUCUGGAUAGGAUCAAGGCGUUGAGGGACGAAACCGCCAAGUUGAAGAAGCCGUUACAGGCGGUGCGUCAGCAAGGUAUCGAUUUAGCCCAUGAAGCUUCGGAGAACGGAAUCGACGCUAAUCAUUUACAAGACGAAGUCGACGUUUUGAGCGAGCGACUCGGCGAACUCCAAGCCAAACUCGACGAUCGUUGUUUGGAAUUACAAUCGGCCGCUACUGCUGUCACGCAAUUCAACGACCAAGUCAAGGGGCUUUCCCACGAUCUCGCCUCUUUGGAAAACGAGCUCGACGGUAUGAAGCCGCCGGGUAGGGAUGUAAAAACGGUCCACGGACAAUUAGACGAGGUUUACACGUUCGCCAAGAAGAUCAACAGGGCGUCCGACGAAGUAAACGACGCGAUACACGCUGGAGAAGUUCUGGUCGAUAGCGGUUUCGCUCCAGACACCGUCCAAACUAGAGAACAAGUUGAAACUUUGAGAAAACAGAUCGGUAAACUCGACGAUCGUACCAAGGGCAGAGAACAAGACCUCAACAACACCCUGAAGAAACUGGAGGACUUCUACAUGGCCAAUUCCAACAUUUUAGAGAACAUCGCCGAUGCCUCAGAUCAGCUCAGGAAGUUCAAGCCGGUAGGUUCCGAAGUGGACAGCAUAAGGGCCCAACAGAAAGACUUUAAGAUAUUCCUGGGAAGAGUGAUAGAACCUCUGGGUAAAAACGUCGAUUCCUGGAACAAAUUCGGACACGGUCUGAUCCAGUCUGCGUCGCCUGGCGUGAGCACCGCGAUUUUGGAAAAGGAUCUCGAAAAGAUGAAUGAACAGUGGAACGCACUCAAGGAUAAGAUAAACGACAGGGAAAGAAAAUUGGACGUGGCGUUACUCCAGUCGGGCAAAUUCCAGGAAGCCCUCGACGGUCUGGAUAAAUGGCUGACGGACACCGAAGAUCUCGUGGCUAACCAGAAGCCUCCAUCCGCGGACUACAAAGUGGUAAAGGCCCAGCUUCAAGAACAGAAAUUCCUGAAGAAGAUGCUGCUAGAUCGCCAACCGUCCAUGUCUUCGUUGUUCAGCAUGGGCAACGACAUCGCUAAGGAAGCCGAUCCGGCCGAAAGGAAGGCCAUCGAGAAACAACUGAAGAAUCUGAUGGGACGAUUCGACACCCUGACUCAGGGCGCGCAACAGAGAACUCUGGACCUGGAACAAGCCAUGAAGGUGGCCAAAGAAUUCCAGGAUAAAUUGGUACCGUUGCAAGAGUGGUUGGAUCGCAGCGAGAAGAAGAUCAAGGAUAUGGAGAUCAUCCCUACGGACGAGGAAAAGAUACAACAGAGGAUAAGGGAGCACGAUAUACUCCACGACGAUAUUUUGAACAAGAAACCCGACUUUAGGGAAUUGACGGACGUCGCAUCCAACCUGAUGUCGUUGGUCGGAGAAGAUGAAGCUUCUAUUUUGGCUGAUAAACUUCAAGAGGUGACCGACAGGUAUGGCAACCUGGUAGAAGCGAGUGAGAACAUUGGAGAGUUACUGACGGCGUCCAGACAAGGCUUACGCCACCUCGUCUUAACGUAUCAAGACUUGGCGGCUUGGAUGGACUCGUUGGAGCACAGAUUGAGACGUUACAAGGUACUAGCAGUCCACAAGGAUAAGUUGUUGGAACAAAUGGACGACUUAACCGGCCUUUCUGAAGAACUAGCUAGCAGGCAGCAAGACGUGGAUGGAACCGUAGAUGCUGGAGUCGAGUUGAUGCGUCAUAUAUCGUCCGACGAAGCCCUCCAAUUGAAGGAUAAACUGGACUCCCUUCAGAGGCGAUACAACGACCUCACAUCUCGAGGAGCGGAACUUCUAAAACACGCUCAAGAGAUGCUUCCUCUCGUGCAACAGUUCCACGACAAUCACAACCGUCUGGUGGACUGGAUGCAGAACGCUGAGAUCAUCUUGCAAUCUGCUGAACCCAACGAGGACGAGAUAGCGCGUCUCGAGUUCGACCUUCAAGAACUUAGACCAGUACUGGAGCACAUCAAUCUGGUCGGUCCACAGUUAUGUCAGGCGAGUCCGGGAGAGGGCGCAGCCACGAUCGAAGGUUUGGUUACCAGGGAUAACAGGAGGUUCGACGCCAUAGCCGAACAGAUCCAGAGGCGCGCCGAGAGGAUACACCUGGGCAAACAACGCGCCCUCGAAGUCACCAGCGACAUCGACGAACUCCUCGAAUGGUUCAGGGAAGUGGAGGGACAGAUAAAGGACGCGGAAAAACCGUCGGCGGAACCCGAUCUGAUAAGGGUGCAACUGAAAGAACACAAGGCCCUCAACGACGAUAUCUCCAGUCAGAAGAGCAGGGUUCGCGACGUUUUGUCGACCGCCAAGAAGGUCCUCAGAGAGACGCCUCCGAACGAGGACACGUCUUUGAUAAGAGAAAAGAUGGACGAUCUGAGAGAGGCCAUGGACACCGUAUCGGCUCUUAGCACCGAUAGAUUGGGCAUCUUAGAACAGGCCCUGCCUCUCGCGGAACAUUUCCACGAUACCCACAACAUGUUGGUCAACUGGCUCAACGACAUGGAAGAGCAAGUGGCGAUGUUAUCUAUGCCAGCUCUGAGACCAGACCUGAUCGCUCAACAACAAGACAGAAACGAGAUGUUCCUUCAGAGCAUCAACGAGCAUAAACCUCUGGUGGAUAAACUGAAUAAAACUGGAGAAGCGCUGGUCAGACUGUGUAACGAUGAUGACGGCGCCAAGGUACAGGAAUUGCUCGAUAGCGACAACGACAGAUACGCCGCUCUUAAACUGGAGCUCAGGCAACGUCAACAGGCUCUAGAAGAAGCCUUGCAAGAAAGCUCGCAGUUCAGCGAUAAACUCGAGGGUAUGCUGCGCGCCCUCUCCAACACCGCCGACCAAGUGAACAACCUCGAACCGAUAUCCGCCCAUCCUCCCAAGAUCAGGGACCAGAUCGAGGAUAACGAUAACCUCAUGGGCGACCUGGACAAACGCAAAGAAGCCUACGCUGCCGUACAGCGGGCCGCGGACGACGUGAUCAACAAGGCCGCCAACAGGGCGGACCCGGCCAUCAAAGAGAUCAAACGCAAGUUGGACAAACUGAACAAACUCUGGGACGAUGUACAGAGGGCGUCCAACAACCGCGGCAAUUCCCUGGAAGAGACCCUGGACGCGGCUCAGAAGUUCUGGAAGGAGCUCCACGCCAUCAUGUCCACCCUCAAGGACAUCGAGGAGUCGCUCAUCGGUCAAGAACCGCCGGCCGUCGAACCCAAGGCCAUUCAAGAACAACAGGUGGCGCUGCAAGAGAUCCGACAGGAGAUCGACCAGACGAAGCCGGAGGUAGAUCAGGUGAGGAAUUCCGGGCAGAAGUUGAUGAAGUUGUGCGGCGAGCCGGAUAAGCCGGAGGUGAAGAAGCACAUCGAAGACUUGGAUCACGCGUGGGACAACAUCACGGCCUUGUACGCCAAACGCGAGGAGAAUCUGAUAGACGCUAUGGAGAAGGCGAUGGAGUUCCACGAGACCCUGGACAAUCUGCUCGAUUUCCUGGAAAAGGCAGAGAACAAGUUCGCCAAGAUGGGUCCUCUGGGUGCGGACAUAGACGCCGUUAAGAAACAGAUCGGUCAGCUCAAAGACUUCAAGGCCGAGGUGGAUCCGCACAUGGUUAAGGUCGAAGCCCUUAACAGGAGUCUCAUCAGGCAAGCUCAAGAACUUACCGAGAGGACUUCGGCGGACCAAGCUGCCGCGAUCAAGGCUCCACUCGCUGCGGUGAACAAGCGUUGGGACGAUCUACUCAGAGGUAUCGUCGAUAGACAGAGACAGUUGGAAAACGCCUUGCUCAGGCUCGGACAAUUCCAACACGCUCUUAGUGAACUACUCAUAUGGAUAAAGAAGACCGACCACACCUUAGACGAACUGAAACCCGUUGCUGGCGAUGCCCAAAUUCUAGAAAUCGAACUGGCCAAGUUGAAGGUGUUGAUAAACGACAUACAGGCUCAUCAGACCAGUAUCGAUACUCUGAACGACGCUGGACGCCAAAUCAUCGAGAGUGGAGAGGAUGAAGCGUCCGCCACUCAAGACAAACUGAACACCCUGAACACGGAAUGGAAGGCUCUCAUGCGUAAGGCGGCUGAUAGGCAGAGAGAAUUGGAAGACGCCCUCACUGAGGCCCAGAGGUUCAACGCCGAAAUCCAAGAUCUCCUCGCCUGGCUGGGCGACGUGGACGGUAUCAUCGCAGCCAGUAAACCCGUUGGAGGCUUACCAGAAACGGCCACCGAACAACUGGAACGUUUCAUGGAAAUCUAUAACGAAAUAGAGGAAAACAGACCGAAGGUGGAGACCGUGCUCGCCCAGGGUCAGGAAUACUUGAAGAGAGGUCCCAACGCGGCCUCUAACCUACAGCAUAACCUGAGAACGCUCAAGCAACGUUGGGACUCCGUCACCGCCAGAGCCAACGACAAGAAGAUCAAAUUGGAGAUAGCUCUGAAGGAGGCCACGGAGUUCCACGAAGCCCUCCAGAACUUCGUCAAUUGGCUGACCAACGCGGAAAAAAUCCUGACGAAUCUGAAACCCGUAUCCAGAGUCCUGGAGACCAUACAGCAACAGAUCGAAGAACACAAGGUGUUCCAGAAGGACGUGGCGGCCCAUCGCGAGAUAAUGCUGCAGCUGGACAAGAAGGGAACCCAUCUGAAGUACUUCAGUCAGAAGCAAGACGUGAUACUCAUCAAGAAUCUGCUGAUAAGCGUCCAGCAUCGUUGGGAAAGGGUCGCCUCCAAAUCCGGCGAAAGGACCAGAGCGUUGGAUUUGGGUUACAAGGAGGCCAGGGACUUCCACGACUCUUGGACGAGCUUGAUGAAUUGGCUGGAAGAUACCGAACAGAAUUUGGAUAAACUCCUCAGUACGGCCGUUGGAAAUGAACCAGAACAAAUCAAACUGAAGAUCACGAAACAUCAAGAAUUCCAACGAUUGCUCUCGGGCAAACAAGUCACUUAUGAUAACGUGAUGAAGAGCGGAAAGUCCCUGAAAGAUAAAGCACCUAAAGCCGACGAACCUAUUCUCAAGACGAUGCUGAUUGAGCUCAAGAACAAAUGGACCAGCGUCUGUAAUAAGAGCGUGGAUCGACAACGUAAAUUAGAAGAAGCCUUACUCUAUUCUGGUCAAUUCAAGGAUGCUCUCGCGGCGUUGCUUCAGUGGUUGAAGAAGGUGGAGAGGGAACUUUCUGAAGAUAUACCGGUUCAUGGAGAUCUCGAUACCGUCAACCAUCUGGUGGAACAACACAGACUCUUCGAGAAAGAACUGGAAAGGAGAAACGAACAGAUGGAAUCGGUGAUGAAGACCGGCCAAGAGCUGGAACGUAAAGCCAACAAAGAAGAUGCUACGCAACUCAGGGAGCAACUCUUGGACCUCAAUCAACUAUGGGACAACGUAUCGAAAUUGACCCACAGGAAGUCCGAAAAACUGCGCGAGGCCCUCAGAGAAGCUGAAAAAUUACAUAUGGCUGUCAACAUGCUCCUGGACUGGCUAUCGGAGGCCGAACGUAAACUGAGAUUCAUGGGGAACGUUCCGGAAGACGAAGCCGCCGCUCUCGAACAGUUGCAGAUGCUGGAAGAUUUCAGAGCACAGUUGGCAGAGAAGGAGAUCGACAAAGAUCACACUCUGGAACUGGCGCACAACGUCUUGGCCAAAUCCCAUCCGGACAGCAUCAACGUCAUCAAGAACUGGAUCAAAGUGAUCCAGACCAGAUGGGAGGAGGUGUCGCAGUGGGCCUUGCAGAGAUACCAGAGGUUGGCCUCGCACAUGCAGACCUUGAAGAAUCUGGACGACAGUUUGGAGGAACUGAUCCAGUGGCUCCUGGGACUCGAGAACACGCUCAUCGCCCUCAAACGCGAGGAGUUGCCGCAAGACAUUCCGGCCACCGAAAAACUCAUAGCCGACCACAAGGAGUUUAUGGAGAAUACUCAGAGGAGACAGAUCGAGGUUGACAGGAUUUGUAAGGCUAAACAGGUGAAAGCUGCGCAAGCCACGAAAGACGUCAAGAAGUUCGUCAAAGGAAAGGGAACGCUACGCGGAUCGCAGCAUGACAUUCGUGAAGCUGAUAACUACGGCACCCUUGGGCAUAAACAGAGCUUCAAAGGAUCCAAAGAUUUCCUUGCGCACAGAGGAAGCCGGUCCAGUCCCGGUCGAGAACUCAGUCCAGAUCCACAAUAUCCUCACUUCGGACCUAGAUUCUUACCUGGAAGCGAACCGGAAUUCAAAUCCCCGAGAGUCAAAUUCCUAUACGACAAAUGGAGGCACGUCUGGAUGCUCUCGUGGGAACGACAACGCGAGCUCUACGAACAUCUGGCGUAUCUCAAGGAGAAAGAGAAGGCCGAUAACUUCUCGUGGGACGACUGGAGGAAGAGGUUCCUGAAAUUCAUGAACUACAAGAAGUCCAGGCUGACCGACCUGUUCAGGAAGAUGGACAAGGACAACAACGAGCUGAUUCCCAGGGAGGAAUUCAUCGAGGGUAUCAUAAAAACCAAGUUCGAUACGUCGAGGUUGGAGAUGAAACACGUGGCGGACAUGUUCGAUUUGGACAACAGGGGUUUCAUCGACUGGAAGAAGUUCAUCGCGGCCCUGAGGCCGGACUGGGAGGAGAAGGCGCCCAACGAUUCCCAGAAGAUUCACGACGAGGUCAAGCGAUUGGUCAUGUUGUGUACGUGUCGACAGAAGUUCAGGGUGUUCCAAGUCGGCGAAGGAAAAUAUAGGUUCGGGGACAGUCAGAAAUUGAGGCUAGUGAGGAUCUUGAGAAGUACCGUCAUGGUGAGGGUAGGAGGAGGUUGGGUAGCGUUAGAUGAAUUCUUAGUGAAAAAUGAUCCGUGCAGAGCUAAGGGACGCACAAACAUUGAACUCCGAGAACAGUUCAUCCUAGCGGACGGUGUCUCCCAGACCAUGACCGCGUUCAAGCCGAAGACCUCGGUCUCCAGUCCUGCCUCUGGUUCCUCCGCAUCAUCACUACGCACCCCUCAGGGGCCGAUCACGAAGGUGAGAGAAAGAUCUCAGAGAUCGGUGCCGAUGGGCAGUUUACCAAGGACAUCGAAAUCAUCCCUGUCCGCUGGAACGCCAGAUUCGCUAUCAGAUAACGAAAGCGCGUCAUUCCGUACGCCAAGGAAACCAUCGUACAGGUCCACCCUAACUCCUGGAGGGUCCAGAUCUAAUUCAAGGCCGGCAUCUAGAGCGGGAAGUAGGCCGAGCAGCAAACCUCCAUCUAGGCACGGAUCUACUCUUUCUUUAGACAGCACAGAUGAUGGUACCCCUUCAAGAAUUCCAAGGAGGACCCCUAUCAGCGGAAGAACAGCCAGCACAACGUCCUCAACCCUGAGAAGGAAUGUCAAUGGAACGACUUCCGGCUCAAGAACUCCCAGUGGUUUGGUAUCUCCAGCUAGUCCGGUCACAAAGUCGGGAAUACCAAGGGCAUCAAGUAUACCAAUGUUAACAGCUAUAACGCCAAAGUCAAGCAAAUCUCGUAUACCCGUGUAUAGAGGAAAUGGGGAUACAGAUCCUGAAUCACCUUCCACUUCAGAUUCUUGUUCGGUGUCUUUCUCAUCUGGAACCAAAUCUUCAACGAGUAAAUCUAGUAAAUCGAAAAUUCCUGUACCGGAUAGGAGUGCAAGCAAGACCAGACCUGUGACAGUGGGUGUUGCACCCAGCCUGAGGACCUCAGCUAGGACAAGAACCCCAUCCGGUUCUAACACCCCAGUACCGCCAGGUUCGACCACGGCAGUGUCUAGGCUCCUCCGCAGAACGUCCGGAGCGUCGGACACGCCGACUGGACAAGCGAAAAAGACAACUGAUAAAAGAGAACCCUUCAGAUUAUAAACCUUGUAUGAUUUUAAAUUCCAAAAUUCACCUUUUUGACUGACUUACGAUAUAUAGCUCUGUUUUCGAUAAAAUUGUUCAUAUUUUUGUACAAAAUAUAAUUUUAAUCUCUCAAAUCGCCCGGAACGACGGAUCGCCAGCCGUUCUUCCGGGGGAUUUCUGAACAUUAUUGAAAUACUAGUUAGCCAAUUGCAAUUUUUCGAUAUUUACCUACUAUAUUACGUGUGUGAAGAAGCUGAAAGAAAUUAUAUUACGUUGUUGAGUUGCCAUAUUGAAUUAACGUUUUGUUGUGAUCAAUCCUUUUGUCUUGAAUCGAAUGUAUAUUUUUAAUUUUCUUUAUUUGGCUUACAGAGGGACCAUUUAUUAGUAAUUUACUAAUUUACCUAACAUAGCUUGUAAAUUUGUUUGAAUAAUCCUCAUUUUCUAUCUGCUAGUUUUAUAAAACUGUGUGAUUAUCAAGUUGUGAAAAAAAAACCUUACUUUUUUAUUCGCCAGUAUGGAAGGUUGGUGGAGUCAAUUUAUUAUUUAUAUAUUAUGUAAUGCUUUUGUAUUAUUAUUUAACUAUAAAAAGUUGUUAUUUAAUAAACUAAAUUUUAUUAAA